AUGUUGAAACAGGCAACUACCAAAGCCUUUGGUCCUCGCACUUGUUUGUCUAUGUUUCUUUCCAUCAAAGCCCGACCUGUCCAUGCGGAGAAAGUGGCAGCUGCGGAUGUGAACUCGGAUUCCGAUUCUGAUGACUCCUUGCUGGAGGACGUCUCCCACAAGUUCACCAAAGUGACCGUCAAAGGGAAGACGAAGAUCAAGAAGCAACCUCCAAAGUCGGCUGUGGCACCAACUCUGGAGCAUGACGGUCCGGUUCUCACCCCUGCGCAGCAGCGCCGUGCGAAGGAAGCGGAGAGGAAGAAAAAAAUGGACUUGGAGAACAACGUUCCUAGUCCCUUGUUCAUUAUGGUGUUACCAGGUGAGAUGGAAGGGACCUACUUGUUCAUCAGUAGGCUGAAAUAUGCGGCCUUGGCAACGAAUGUACUGAAUGGACUGGUCCCAUUCUUUACGCAUCAUUUGGGGGAGUUGACGACUACUCAAGCUAAUAGGGUGAUUGCGAAGUGGCUGUCCAUGUCUCUGAUCCAUACGACACGCCGCAAGGAACUUGUGUGGUGCUUGGAGACUUUACGGGCUCGACCAUCGGACCAAACCCUACAAGGCAUUGAUGAAGCUAUCGAUUUCCUUGAUGGAUUUGGGUCUGACCCACUUGACGUCGCCAAAGCUAAGCUGGAAUUCGAUAUGGAAAUGGCUGAUGCAAAAGAUAUCGAUGAUGGAGCUACAGUAGCAGGCGCCAUGGAUGAGUUACUUGAGAAGGAUAGCCAACUGGAAGCGGCAAUCACUGAAAUUGAGUUUAAGGAGACUAUUUUGGUUGAAAAGAGCAGCGCUUUGGAAGCUGAACAAAUUCGGUCUGAGUCCCUGGCCAACGAACUCGCGGCUCUGCGCCUCCUGCAACAGACCAUUUCGAGCCAAGCGGCGCAGCCGGCUGUGCCUCCUCAACCUGCAGCCACGGUUCCCUUUCCCCAGGACAGGUCAGAGUCAGCAGCUUCCGAUUCUGUCGCGAAGGAGCCAACUCCGCCGGCUACUCCAGCGCAAUCAGCCAAGUCAAGCCCGCUUACGGCUCCACUACCGAGCUCGCCACCUCGGGCUACUGAGACCAUCGCCAACCAACCUCCGCCUCGAGACACCACCGCUGCUGCUUUUUGGAGGGAACUUGUGACUCCGGAUCACACAGCACGGAUGCUGUCGAACUCGGACCAUAGCAAUGCGUUGGACCCAAGCUCUGGUCCAGGGUCCUCUACUCCGUCUCUGGCCAGUUUUCGGGUCUCUGACAAUCCCUCGGAUGGUUCCCCAUCCCCGGUCUUCCCCAUCUUCCGUCAUCCUCAACACUCUCCUCCUUCUGACCGUACUAAGGGUAAACGAAGGAAGAAGAAGCCACCGGCCAGCGGUGGAGCCUCUCGCUCCACGGCAGGGCCAUGA
This is a messenger RNA of Cylindrotheca closterium, 1416 nucleotides long. Lineage: Eukaryota; Bacillariophyta; Bacillariophyceae; Bacillariales; Bacillariaceae. The record is from the annotation of a GenBank genome assembly.